AUGGCUGCUCAGGCCCGCACAGGUCCUGAAGGCGCCCAGGCCCAGGCCGCCGUGCGUGGUGCGCCGAGCGCACAGCACCUCGCCAGGGACGCCUCUGCCGCCAGGGACGCCGCCGACGACGACGACGACGACGAUGUCGAGGGCGCCGUGUGGGAGACGGCCUCGCUCUUCGAGGAGAUACUCGACGACGUCGCCGCCUUCGAGCACUCCACCAACAGUACGCCGCAGCCACGCCACGGCCCACCACCCACCACCCACGGCCCGCCCACUGCUAACACCCCACCCAGACACCGAGACAUGCACCGCCGACGAGGCCCGCCGCCUGCGCCAGCGUCUCCACGCCGUCGGUGCCAGCCAGUUCGUCAUGGAGAACAUCACCUCGGAAAGGAUGACGGCCCGCAAGCUGUGCACCGCCUUCAGCGUCCGCAUCCCCCGCUUCCUCGACGAUGCCCCCGACGAGAGCUUCUACCAGCUGCUCGGCCUGGCCAUCAACCGCGAGCUGAACAAGCGCCCGCGCCUCGACCAGUACCGCUCCCUCGACGACGCCGCCCGCCUGCUGCAGGACCGCUCCAACGUCAUGGUCAUCACCGGCGCCGGCAUCUCCACCAGCCUGGGCAUCCCCGACUUCCGCUCCAAGAACACGGGCUUCUACUCGCGCCUGCGCGCCAUGGGCUACGACGAGCCCGAGCAGGUCUUUGACAUCCACAACUUCGACGAAGACCCGCGCAUCUUCUACCAGCUGGCUGGCGACAUCGUCCCCGACCUGAAGAAGUGGACCCCCACCCACGAGUUCAUCCGCCUGCUGCAGGACAAGGACAAGCUGCUCACAAACUACACCCAGAACAUCGACAACGUCGAAGCCAACGCCGGCAUCCGCAAGGAGAAGCUGAUUCAGUGCCACGGCUCCUGGGCCACGGCCACGUGCAGAAAGUGCAAGUACAACGUUCCCGGCGAGGACAUCUUCGACUCGGUGCGCGCCAUGAAGCCGGCCGAGUGCAAGCGCUGUGUCGCCGAGAUUGCGAGCCAGAAGCCCGGCCUGAAGCGGAAACGCACCUCCAACGGCCACGCCAACAGGAAGAAGCGCUCGAGCGACGAGGACUCGGAGUCGGACGGUGCCUUUGACAUACCCCAGCCCGGCAUCAUGAAGCCCGACAUCACCUUCUUUGGCGAAGCGCUGCCAAACGACUUCUUCGACCAUCUAAAGGAUGUCGACAAGGACAAGGUCGACCUCGUCAUCGUCAUGGGCACGAGCAUGAAAGUCGCGCCCGUCUCCGAGAUCCCCAACUUCCUGCCCCGCCAUGUGCCGCAGAUCUUCAUAUCGCGAGACCCCAUCCAUCACAUCAACUUUGACAUCCAGCUGCUGGGCGACUGCGAUGUCAUCGUCGCCGAGCUCGCGCGCCGUGCCGGCUGGAAGCUGGACCACGACAUGCUGCCCGAAGACCAGACCGUGGACGUUGUGUGCAUUGACGAGGAAGAGCACGAGUACGGCGUCAAGCUGCGAAACGCGAAGCCGGUAGUCGAGCCUCGGACGGAGCUCAGGCUGGAGACGAUGAAGCAGGCCGAGCUCGAGAUCGAGACCGAGCCAAAACACACGACACGCACAGACCGAGAAAGCAAGAACCCACAGCUCAAAGUCGAGUAG
Molecule: messenger RNA, 1642 nt
Organism: Ascochyta rabiei
Lineage: Eukaryota; Fungi; Ascomycota; Dothideomycetes; Pleosporales; Didymellaceae
Product: NAD-dependent histone deacetylase sir2, variant 2
Exons: 2
Coding region: 134-1642 (502 amino acids)
Molecular function (GO): NAD+ binding
Source: RefSeq, a predicted model, not a curated record